This is a messenger RNA of Myzus persicae (green peach aphid), 1787 nucleotides long. It is a transcript of the gene ldbr, whose product is annotated as lariat debranching enzyme. The record is from RefSeq and is a predicted model, not a curated record. Gene Ontology annotation, biological process: mRNA splicing, via spliceosome. The coding region runs from base 217 to 1719 and encodes 500 amino acids. Gene Ontology annotation, cellular component: nucleus. The transcript has 8 exons. Gene Ontology annotation, molecular function: RNA lariat debranching enzyme activity. NCBI's taxonomy places the organism in Eukaryota, Metazoa, Arthropoda, Insecta, Hemiptera, Aphididae.
AAACUGUAAAAGUAAAAUAAUAUUCUCUAUACUAGGUACUAUAAUAAUACUAGUACAUGAUCUAAAAAUAUAGUUGUAUUUAAAUAGGUAAUACCUUUAAAAAUUUCUAGGUGUCAGAGUUUUAGAAACUUACUCCGAGUACAUGGUAAAUUUGUUUUUACUGCAUGCACCUAUCAAGUUUUAAGUGUUAGAAGUGAAAAAUAUUAUAUAAGUAUAAUGAAAAUUGCCAUUGAAGGAUGUGCUCAUGGCGAGCUUCAGCAAAUCUAUAGUACAAUUGCCUUGAUUGAAAAUCGUGACAACAUAAAAGUAGAUUUGCUAAUAUGCUGUGGCGAUUUUCAAGCAACACGAAAUAUUGAUGAUCUUUCAGCAAUGGCAGUUCCACCUAAAUAUAGACUGAUGUGCACUUUUCACAAAUAUUAUACUGGAGAAUUAGUGGCACCAGUCUUAACUAUAUUUAUUGGUGGAAACCAUGAAGCUUCAAACCAUUUACAAGAGUUAAGCUAUGGUGGCUGGGCAGCACCCAAUAUAUACUAUAUGGGUUUGGCCGGUGUAAUUAAUGUUGGUGGUAUUAGAAUUGGAGGAUUAUCUGGUAUUUACAAAUCGAAUGAUUAUAUGCGAGGUAGAUUUGAAAAACAACCAUACACUGAACAAACAAAAAGAAGUAUUUAUCAUAUUCGACAACUGGAAGUAUUUCGAAUGAAACAACUGAAACAACCAAUUGACAUAAUGUUAUCACAUGAUUGGCCUCAAGGAAUAGAAAAUCAUGGAAAUUUAAAACAAUUACUUAAAUACAAACCUUUUUUUGAAACAGACAUUAAUGAAGGCAAAUUGGGUAGUAAACCUACACGAGAAUUAUUGGAUCAAUUAAAACCAAAAUAUUGGUUUGCUGCUCAUCUUCAUUGUAAAUUUGCCGCUAUAGUAAACCAUGCAUCAGAUGAUAAUGAAGAAAUGGAGAAAAGAUGUACUAAAUUCUUGUCCCUUGACAAGUGUUUACCAAAAAAAAGGUUCUUACAGAUUUUAGAUGUUCCUCAUGAUGAUUCUAAAUCAAUUAAUUUAAUGUAUGACCUGGAAUGGCUUUCAAUUUUGCGCCUUACCAAUCAUUUACUAAAUAUCAACAGUAACAUGUAUUAUUUACCAGGACCUUCUGCUUCAGAAAGAUAUGAUUUUACUCCAACUGAAGAGGAAAAGACUGCUGUUCUUAACAUGUUCUCUCAUGACUUGAGAAUCCCAAACAAUUUUAUUACUCUUGAAAAUUAUAGAUCUAAAACAAAUCCUCAGACAACUACUUUUUGUGACAAACUAAGUAUAGACGACCCUCUUGCUUUAUUAUUAGGGCAGUGGUCUCGUUCUAACUUAACUGAAAAUGAACCAGAAAUGGAUUCUACAUUUUCAUCAUUUGUAAACUCUACCGUGUGUUCAAAUAAUGAAGAUGAAUUAAUAGAUAAGACUUCAGAAAAAUUACCAAUGUCUCCAUUUGUGCUACCCGAACCAAAAAAUGAUAGCACAUGUUCAAAUAUAAAUGACAAUUCAUUUUUGGAUAAUUGCUCAAGCAUAACAAUGUCAAACACAUCUACAGAAGAAUCUUAUAAAGAUGUUCAUCAAUCACAGGAUUCCGUAGUGAAUAAUGGUUUAAAUAAUGAAGUAAAUAAUUCAGCCACUAAAACAAAAUGUUUAAAAAGAAGAAAUUAUCAACAAACUGAUGACAAUGACUGUGAUUAGUAUUAUAUUUUUUUUGAAUUUUUAACACCUUAAAUAUUGAUUUUCUAAUAAAUAAUUUGACAUGUUCA